CCGUCGCCUGCCGGGGAUUCUCCGGGGCUGGCCCGCGGGGAAGUCCCCGGGCGCGCGGGGUACAAGAGGGCGGCGCGGCACGAGCGCGCCCCAGGCGGGCACCCCGAGGCGGCGGCGCAGCGCUCCGGCCAUGUCGCGCGGCCUCCAGCUCCUGCUCCUGAGCUGCGCCUGUAGUCUGGCGCCCGCGACGCGGGAGGUGAAGGUGGCUUGUUCGGAGGAUGUGGACUUGCCCUGCACCGCUCCCUGGGACCCGCGGGUCCCCUACACCGUCUCCUGGACCAAGCUCACAGGGGCCGGUGAAGAGAGGAUGGAGGUGCCCCAGGGAGAUCUGCACCUCGGUGGACAGCACUAUCAUCAGAAGGAGCAAAACGACUCUUUUGAGGCCCCCAGUGAGAGGCCCUAUUCCCUGAAGAUCCGAAACACUACCAGCUGCAACUCGGGGACAUACAGGUGCACUCUGCAAGAGCUGCAAGGGCAGAGAAACCUAAGUGGCACGGUGAUCUUGAAAGUGACAGGAUGCCCUAAGGAUCAUAAAGAAGGGAAUUUUAAGAAAUACAGAGCUGAGGUUGUACUGCUGUUGGCUCUGGUGGUUUUCUACUUAACACUCAUCGUUUUCACUUGUAAGUUUGCACGACUACAGAGUAUUUUUCCAGAUUUUUCUAAACCUGGCAUGGAACGAGCUUUUCUCCCAGUCACCUCCCCAAAUAAGCAUGUGGGGCCAGUAACUCUUCACAAGACAGAACUGGUAUGAGCCGUAUUUCUGCAGGUCGUGUUUCCUGAAGUCAAGGGCUCAAUGGGGUGUCCCUCCGCCACACCAGACAAGAGAAGCAUGAGCCUCCACUGAAGAUGGCAUCCUUCCUGUGAUGUCCUUCACCUGGCCGAAAACUUCUGAAAGUGGAUCCCACCCCACUUUCUGCAAGCAGGACCUUGAAAACCAUUAUGUGACCACAGAGCAUGGGGUCCUCCCAACUUCCUCAUGGCCACUGCUUAGUGUUUUAUGCAGCCAUCUGGUCAUCCUCUUGGAAACAUUUUCAGUCGUAUAAAAGCUAUGAUGAGAUGCAGUUGGAAAGGGUCUUGGGAAAUGUGAAUGCCCAGAGUUGGCCCUGUGACAGACUCCUGAGGAUAGUUUUCCUCUUUCACAUCUGGGAAACAUCUCUGUGAAUUUGCUGUGUUUGGUUGUGUUGGUCCAGAUGUUUUACUUCUGGGAGAAAUUGACAGGCCAAGCUGUGAGACAGUGGGAAAUAUUUAGAAAAUAAUGUCCUGGUGUGGAGGCCCUGCUAUUUCUAAGGAGUGUUAUGUGUACAUAGAAACAACAGGUCAAUGAACCGUUUCCCCAGAGGGUCUUUUCAUCUGGGAAAAGCAUCCAUAAAGAAGCAAUAGAGUGCCACAUUUAUUUUUAUAUCUAUGUAUACUUGUCGAAGAAAGGACUCGUGUUUUUUUCCUUUUGAAAUCUCUAUCUACAGUCACAUGGCAUUGCUUACUGACAAGCAGCCUGAAUUUGGAGAGUAAGAUCAAGUCAGAGAGGAUGGCAACAGGACAGAGAGCUGUUUAGCAACCGCUGGAAGUGCGGGACCCACCACCGCAGUCUGGGUUCCAGCCCCAGCUGUCCCACUGCCUAGCGGUACGAUCUUGGGAAAGUUCCUUAGGGUUUCUACUCUCUCAGUUGUACACUGGAAGGCUGUUAGAUGGCUUCAUUACAAUAACGUAUUGUGAAAAUGCUUUGAAAAAGUGUACGGGGCUAUAUAACCUCGAAACUCUGUUGGGUCACCGUCCUUGCUAUUAUGUUGGUGUUCUGAGAGGAGGCCACUCACUUCUCACGUUUUCCACUGUUCCAAACAAAGAAGAUGACAAAGGAGACUUUCCCAUAGACUUCCCUAUGAAUUCCUUUGGGGAAGUUGAGGAGGCCACUCUAGUGGUCUGUGCUUGACACACCAGCUACAACUACCCCAAGAUAUGGACAUAUCGGAGCCACUGGGCCAUGGGAAGCGAGGACAUCACAAAAUGUUGCAUUGAUGUUUUGAUAAUUGUGGGGUUUUGCAUAUCAAACUUGGCACCUUCCUUAUUUCUUUUCCAAAGAGAUCUUGUCCUUUUAGUAGCAUGUGCAUUGCCCACACUAAUAUUGAAGAGUAAAAGAGAU
Molecule: messenger RNA, 2137 nt
Organism: Cynocephalus volans (Philippine flying lemur)
Lineage: Eukaryota; Metazoa; Chordata; Mammalia; Dermoptera; Cynocephalidae
Gene: CD83
Product: CD83 molecule
Exons: 5
Coding region: 131-751 (206 amino acids)
Source: RefSeq, a predicted model, not a curated record